UCAUCAAUUGAACACGAAAAAUUACGGUUCUCUAUUUUAAGCCGGAUUUCCAUUGAAAUACAUUGAAAUAAUACUCAAAAACAGGCCAAAAAAGGAAUUUAAGCAUUUACGAAGCAAAAUUCAAUCAUGGAUUACGAUUACGAGCCAACAGUCACCCCCUUUCCGGGUUUCAAUGCAAGUGAAGAUGCUUCGGUGUUACGUGGCGCCAUGAAAGGCUUUGGUACCGACGAACAAACCAUUAUUGAUUUGUUGUGUUCGCGUUCUAAUGAGCAGCGGCAAGCCAUUAAGGAGGCAUUUAAAAAUGAAUUAGGACGAGAUGUUAUCGAUGACUUGAAAAGUGAGCUCGGAGGAAAGUUCGAGGAUGUUAUUGUGGCUUUGAUGCUCACGCCGGAUGAGUAUUUGUGCAAGCAGUUGCAUAAAGCAAUGGAAGGCAUGGGAACUGACGAAUCAACGAUCAUCGAGAUCCUCUGUCCCAAGAGCAACGAAGAAAUCCACACUUUGGUCGCAAAAUACGAGGAAAUGUACGAUCGCCCGCUCGCCGAGCACUUGUGCAGCGAAGUCGGUGGCCAUUUUCGUCGUUUAAUGACCAUGAUAAUCGUGGGAGAUCGCGAUGCGGCAGGUAGUGUCGAUCCGGAGAAAGCUCGCGAACAGGCGGAAUCGUUGUACGAAGCCGGUGAGGGAAAACUCGGCACCGACGAGGAAGUCUUUAAUCGCGUUUUUGCUCACGCCUCUUUCGCACAACUUCGCUUGGUCUUCGAGGAAUACAAAAAUAUCACGGGUCGCACUAUCGAGCAAGCAUUAAAUGACGAAGUUGGCGGAGAUUUGGCGGAAGCAUUGAACGCCAUUGUCGAGUGCGUACAAUCGCCUCCGGCUUUCUUCGCGAAUCGCUUGCACAAAGCCAUGGCAGGUGCAGGCACGGAUGACGUCACAUUGAUUCGUAUCAUUGUUGCACGUGCCGAAAUUGACUUGGGCACCAUUAAGAAGGAAUAUGAACGCAUUUACAACAAGACUCUCUAUAGUGCUGUCUGUAACGAGACAUCCGGUGACUACAAGAAGGCACUUUGCGCUCUUCUCGGCGAAUAAAUCGACUAAAAAACGAUGCUACACUAACCCAUCGGUAGUAGAAACAACUGUAGUGACUGCUUACCGCAUUUAUAAUCCACUUUUACUCGAAUACACAACCAAAUUUGAUCGAUGUUACUGAAUGGAUGCCUUGGAACGCCUUAAUUUUAAAUAUAUUCGACGUUAUUUAUGCAUUUUUAAUCUAUUUGAGCACAAAAAGUGUCGUUUUUAACUAAUUUAAGGAGAUAACUGUUGAUAUUUAAUUCGAAUUUCACAAUUUUCAGUAUUCUAAGUUCUUUUUUUAUUGUUAAAUUCUAUAUUUUUACGAGUUUUGCAGCUAUGUGCAACGUGUUAAUGCAAUAAAAUUGAUAUACGAGUGUC
Molecule: messenger RNA, 1443 nt
Organism: Culicoides brevitarsis
Lineage: Eukaryota; Metazoa; Arthropoda; Insecta; Diptera; Ceratopogonidae
Gene: AnxB10
Product: annexin B10
Exons: 4
Coding region: 127-1083 (318 amino acids)
Cellular component (GO): cytoplasm
Molecular function (GO): calcium ion binding; calcium-dependent phospholipid binding
Source: RefSeq, a predicted model, not a curated record